This is a messenger RNA of Macrobrachium nipponense, 4836 nucleotides long. RefSeq lists its product as uncharacterized. NCBI's taxonomy places the organism in Eukaryota, Metazoa, Arthropoda, Malacostraca, Decapoda, Palaemonidae. Bases 81 to 1508 code for a protein of 475 amino acids. The record is from RefSeq and is a predicted model, not a curated record. The transcript is spliced from 5 exons.
UCAAGCCCUUGUCUCUCCAUUAGUGAGGAAGAAGUUCCCUCACAACACAGCCAGCGGGCGGGAGUGAACCAAAAUCAAAAAUGAGUUCCACUCGGAGGACUCUCUUGACAGAUGGACUCACGAACGUCGUCGUCGAGCUGUCGGAGAAGGAAAUCGAGAGGAUGCAGACAGAUGCAGAAUAUUGUCAGCAAGUUUUCUGUAAACAUUCAGCUAAUGAGUCGCCACCUGUUCAAGCAGGGACACCAACGGAAACUGUUAACGUGAAGCCAUCCACAGAGGGAUUGUUUCAGAGCAGACGGAGAGCAUUUAAAGCACCAUGGGACUCGGAAAUGACACACUUCUUCAUCAGCGAGUACCGCAACGUCAGGGGAAUAGUCGUCAAGAAGAGGGAGGCUUUUUUACACAUAGCUGAGAAAAUGAAUGCGAAGGGAUAUGACGUGACUCCUUACACCGUGGAGAAAAAGUGGCACAAUCUCAUCAAGACGUACAAGAACGUUUUAGACAGAGCCCUUUACAAAGGACAGGAAAAGAUUUGUUGGGAAUACUUUGAAGAAAUGGAUGAAAUCAUUAAAAACAGCACACCAUCUUUGCCAGCUCCAGGGAACCUGAAAAAUCUUGCUAAAUCCAGAAAAGGGAAUGGAGGGACUGAGAGUCCUAACGUAAGCGCUCCACAAAUGGCUGAGACUCUAUCUGUUUCCCCAGACAUUGGUUCCUGCCCACCCUCUCCAGAGCUGAUCAUCACCACGCCACGAAGUUCUUCCCCACCUCGUUCAGACACCUCUAAUUCAUACUAUCAAAACAUACCCAUAACAAAUUCUUGUCAAGCAUCUACGCCAUCUUCACAUGUACAAAGUUACACUUCACCAGCUAUUGUCUCUUCCUCAGCCAUUGUUUCGUCGUCAUCUACACCACUACCGUGCGGAGAGCCUCAAAAUAUGUCAUGUACUGUCCACUAUGAGCAACCCAUUCAUCCUAAUGUUUCAGGUAUGAAUCCACAAAUUUCAAAUUCUACAGCUGUUCAAGUUGGGCCCAAAGUCGAGUGGGGAGGACAGAUACAGCCACAGGUUUCCACUAACAUGGAGACUCAAGUCAUACCAGCACAACAAACAAUGGUAACAGUGCAACAUCAAGGUAUGACAUCACCCUCUUACAUUACUGUUCCUGAAGUCCAGAACCCAAGGUUUGCCAAGCCCAAUGAGCCUGUCAUGAAGACGAUUACUCAAGGAGCUGUCGAUCCAGGUAGAAGAGAUAUGAAAAGGAAAUGGCCCAGUGACCAACAAAAUGAAGCUGGACAUUCUAAACAGGAAAAAAUAAGAAUAACAACAGAGCCGCCACAGUUCCCAGAUCCAGACCUGUUAACAGCCCAAAGAGAAACGAAUUAUCAGUUGAAAAUUCUCAACUCAAACAUCAUGAGUAUGGGCCACACUUUGAAUGAAAAUAUUUUAGGUUUGAAGAGAGCUGUUGAAAGUAUGGUGUCGAUUAUGAUUCAGAAUAGAAAUAAUGUAUAGAAUAUAAAGUAAUUACCCUUGACUAAACUUUAUUGUUAUCAGGCUCUGCCAGUCCUUCCCAACUGUCUUAAUUUAAAAAUUUUCACUUGACAUUUGUUUAAUAUUCAAUUAUUGUUAACGUAAGGUAAAGAUCUGCCGUACAGAAAGUAUGUCAGUCCUCUUUUUCAUCGCUAUGCAUAAUGAAUUAUAUUACAUGUUACUGCAUUUACCUAUUAAUGUAAUUUUUUACAAGACGUAAGUUGAGAAGUUUUAUUGGUGAUUUUGUUUUAAAAAACUUGAAACAAUGGGGAUUUAGAGUGAAUUUCUCAUGCCCACACAAUUACAAUGUUAAGAUAAAAAUCUUAUAAUGUCCUUUUAGUAUUCAUAAUUGUCAAUAAUUUUGAGCUUCAUUUUAGAGUAUGUAAUUCGUGUUUAAAAUGUGACUAUGUUACAUAAUCUGUGAUAGUUGGGAAGUAGAGUGCUGUGUACGGAGUAAGGAGUAAGUAAUCUGAAGGUCGUGGUCUUUUGUAGACACACCAGUGAGCAAUCUCUCUCUUAUGUAGAUUGAUAGAUUUAUUUUGAUUAGAAAAUUUAGAAAGGAGUUACUUUGGAUUCUUAAGUACAAAUUUUUUUCUUUGUACAGCUAGAUGUGUGCUCGGCCAGACGGUAGGCUGAUAUGUCGUAGUCAAGGAGUCAUUUAUCACAGUAUGAGUGGCAGUCAUUCUUGUCCUAUUUGCCAUGAUUAAGGAUAACCCAAACCUUUUUUCUUCAGCAGUUUUUCAGAAUUUUGUAGUCAACAGACAUAAUGGCGUACCUUUUUGGUUUUGCCCCUUUCCAUUUACAAAAAAAAAAAAAAACCUGCCCUUGAUAUUUUUAUAGUAUGACGAAUUAUUGUCUUCAGAACGAGUAAGACCUAUUGAUGAAUUUUCAUAUACCAUUACUUCAAUAUCCCCUCCCUUUUUUUCUCUCUCUCAGGCAAUACUCUGCCAGCAGUGUAACUGCCUAAGUUCCUUCUACUUUAGAUGUAGUGAUUGAUGGUGGAAUUGAAUAUACAGUACUCAUAAAUCUUUAGUUAUUUCUAAAUGGAAAAUGAAGUAUUAGGUUUACAUCCAAAUGUUAUUCAUAUGUUACCAGUGACAGGAACUGAAAUUUUGACGUACUCUGCCAAUCUGGAGUUUGGCAGGAAGUGGCAAAGUGAAAAGGAAGCUAAUUUCCUUCUCAAAUGGGUAUGUGAUAAUGGUAAUUUUAAGGUAGAUUUGGAAUGAGGAGACAUUUUUUUUCUCUCUCUCUCUCUCUCUCUCCAUGUGAAUACCUACAUUUCUGUCCUUGGACAGAAUACUUGCGGUGCAAAUUUUACGGACGGAUGAUUUAGUUGGCCACAGACCAUUUCCCCCCUCCCACCCUACCCCUCCCUUUCAUGGAAGGCUUUUCCUUUUUAUAUGGAAGUUGGUCAGUAUUUGAUUACUGUAAGAUGUGUUAUAUAUAUUGAUAUUUGUAAAAUAAAUUGACAUAGGCUUUAUAAUAAUAAUAAGUGUUUCUAGGAAUUUUUGUAUUAUUGCCAGUGAUAAAAUAUGAUUUAUUUUAAAAGCUUGUGUAGACUAUAGCAGCUUAUGUACUGUAAGUGUCAAAAGGGGAAAAACAGACUACAUUAGUCCUAUUAAUGUAAGGUUAUAUUGAAACCUUUAGUCUUGCUUACUUAAAUACUGGACCUGCUUCACGUCACCUUGCAUGCACAAUCGUUAUGUAUUCUUGGACCUGCCGUAUCCCUCGUUUAAUUUGAGUUAUACAAGUCCGUUGUGUAGUGACUGCAGUGGUCACCAUUUUUCAAGUGUAUUACUUGAUAUGCAAAUAAUCUUUCAGGUGUGGAGUGCAUUUAUCUUGGUAAUCAGUGAACCGAUUGAUAUUAUGGCCUUGUUUUAUUUUUUUCAGAUUUUUUAUUCUUUAGUCACUGGAACUUAUCCUUGUACGUAAUAAGAUUAGUGGAGUUCGGAUAAUCUUGUAACUAAUUCACUGAAUUUCUCACUGAUUGAUGCCUUCUACACAGUGUAUCUAGGUUUAUCAUGAAAAUAAUUUGCAAUAAUUUGUGUCAAGUGCUGUAAUCGUCCCUCGGAGCAAACAUUUCACUGCAGUGAUACCAUAGAGAGUUCUUCCUGCAAGUCACAAAAUGCAAAUUAAGCUAACUUGAAAAGAUUGGAUUAGGAGUUUGAUUUUAUGGCGGUGCUAUUUGAGAAAUGUGACAUCACCGGUAGUAGUAAGGUGCAUUGUGGCAACUUUUCCUGGUUAUUGUUGGGGGAGCUGCGACCAGCUUUGUCUACAGAAUCAAGACUAGAGAAAAAUGGCCAGGCUCAUGUUUAAUAAAGCAAUACUUGAGGUAAUGCAUACCAGUACUGCCAUGAUUUGUUAUGUUCUUUUUUGUUACACAGACAAGGUUGGAAAUAAUUUCUGCUUGCACACUUUACCUGCAUCGUUACUAGUACAGUUGAGGGCAUUAGUUGCAUUUUAUUAUCUGUAGCAUGGAGGCAAAAAAAGGUACUGCACAUGCUGGAACUAUACUAUUUUUUAGAUGUGCAGGAGUCAACAGUAUGUGGAAAAAAUUUUUGUGCUGUUAGUCAUUAUUUCGUUUAAAUUCACGAUGUCUUUAUUCUGUCCUCGGACGAGGAAUUUCGAAUAUUUUAAUAUUUAUGUAAUUUGAAAAAGUAUAUAGAUAUAUAUAUAUUUAUUGUAGUUUUAACUUAGGAAAAAAGUCAUAUUUUCCAAUAAAAUAUUGAAUUAACAUGUUUAAGCAGUCUUCUUUUAAGUUUAAAUUGAUUAAGAGUUUAUGAUCCGAUUUAGACACUAGUAUACUGACUUUUGCCAUGGACAUGUACAAAACAGGAUGAUGCCUUCAAAAGCCAAUACAUGUACUUUACUUUGCCACAGCUAAAUAGAAAAUAAUUGCCAAAAAGAAAAAAUUGCUGUUCUAUCGUCAUGUUUGGUCAAGAAAAAAUUGCUGUUCUAACGUCAUGUUUGGUCAGUUAAAAAAUUGUUCAGAUUAAAGUAUGUCUCGCCUUUGGCUUGCUUCAUCUGAAGCGAGGUAUGGCAUUUUAACUGUAGCAAUAACGUAUUGGGCUUUUGAAAGCACAGACACACACGUAGUUGAUAUGGAUGUACAGUACAACAAAGUCUCCCUCCUUAAGUAAUUGAAUGUUUCAGCUGCCUGGGAUAUCAAUAUUUGUUGCAAAUGCUUUAAUUUUUUAUUGAAUGAAUUAUUUAAUGUCAUUGGCAUCACGCAGAAAAGUAGAAUAAAGUAUUUUUUUCAUGUAAUGGAAUUAUAUUUUAUUUUGAUGUAGAAUAAAGAGAAAAUAUUUAA